This is a messenger RNA of Vitis riparia (riverbank grape), 538 nucleotides long. RefSeq names its product very-long-chain aldehyde decarbonylase CER1-like. NCBI's taxonomy places the organism in Eukaryota, Viridiplantae, Streptophyta, Magnoliopsida, Vitales, Vitaceae. The record is from RefSeq and is a predicted model, not a curated record. The coding region runs from base 162 to 512 and encodes 116 amino acids. The transcript has 3 exons.
AAGAUAAAAGAGUCCAACACUAAACAUAAAUUUUGCAGGGUGAUAAGCUUAAUGGUUAUGGUGAGCUUUAUAUCCAUAGAAAUCCCAAAGGAACAACUCAAGUGCUUUUCAGAGGCAACCUCACCAAGGUUGCUUAUUUUAUUGCUUCUGCUUUAUGCCAAAUGGGUAUCCAGAUAUGGCUGGUUGGAGAUGGAUUGACCAAAGAAGAACAAAUUAAAGCAUCGAAAGGAACAUUAUUCAUUCCCUUUUCUCAAUUCCCUCCAAAGAGGUUGCGCAAAGACUGCCUCUACCUCACUCCACCAGCAAUGAUGUCUCCCAAGUCUUUUCAGAACAUAGACUCUUGUGAGAAUUGGUUGCCGAGAAGGGCAAUGAGUGCAUCGCGUGUAGCUGGGGUGAUUCAUGCAUUAGAAGGAUGGAAUGUGCACGAGUGUGGUAACACAAUGUUCAACAUUGAGAAAAUAUGGGAAGCUAGUCUCCAUCAUGGAUUUCGUCCUUUAACGAUCCCCACAUGAUCACAUCAUCAGAUGCAUAAACCAAU